CUCUUCAGUGGAAGUGAUCACGUCUCCCAGAGCUUCUGCAGCUCCACUGAGAAAAAAAGAAAAAUGUAUCGUCAGAUAUUGUACCUGUUUGGAAUCAUUACAGUGACUGGUUUCACUGAAGCCACUCCCAUAAAAGGGCAAAAUCUGGCUCUCCGUGGAAAAGCCACUCAGUCAGACUUAGUCGAAUACCCUUAUACAGGACAUGGUCACGCCUACAACGCUAUAGAUGGAAAUACAGAUCCAAACUACUACCAUGGGUCGUGUUCCUCGACUGACUGGCAGCAGAACCCUUGGUGGAGGGUCGACCUGCUGGACGAGUACACGAUAACCUCCAUCGUCAUCACUAAUCGAGGAGACAGCUGUUCAGAGCUCAUCAAUGGAGCUGAGGUUCAUGUAGGAAACUCUUUAAUCAACAACGGAAACAGCAACCUACGGGUUGGGGUAAUCACUUCCAUUCCCCCAGGAAGAUCCCACACAUUCACCUGGGACAAAGGAGUCUCAGGACGUUACGUCAACGUGAUCAUACCUGGAAAUAAACGAAUGCUCAUACUGUGCGAGGUUGAAGUAUAUGGGUAUCCCACUCCACAUGGACAGAAUGCGGCAGUGCAGGGAACAGCUACGCAGUCCAGCCUUUAUGGAUAUUUCCUUGCAUCUGGUGCCAUUGAUGGAAACCGAAAUGGACCGGGCUCCUGCUCAUUCACUAACUAUGACCUCAGCCCCUGGUGGAGAGUCGACCUUCUGAAACGACACAAGGUUUUCUCCGUCAGCGUCACCAACUCUCAGGACGUCUACGCUUCAAGACUGAAAGGAGCUGAAAUCAGAAUCGGAGACAAUCUAGAGGACAAUGGAAACAACAACCCGAGGUGUGGUGUGAUCGAGUCCACUGGUUCUCCAACUGUGACCUUCCAGUGUAACGGGAUGGAGGGACGCUACGUGAACGUGGUGAUUUCCGGACGGAGGGAGUAUCUCACGCUGUGUGAGGUGGAGGUGUAUGGAGUUCCUCUGAUCUGAUUAAACUCUUCAUCCUCCGUCAGCUGGAAGCCACGAUUGCUCUUUAACUGGAUGCAAUAAAAUUAAAUGAAAUGUCAUCGUUGAUCAACUGAUCUUUAUUCGGAAUGGAUUGUAAACGCAGAAGACAAAAUUUUAAUAAUACCUACAUUUUAAUACUGAUAUAAAUCUAUGAUUAUUGA
This is a messenger RNA of Astyanax mexicanus (Mexican tetra), 1190 nucleotides long. RefSeq names its product fucolectin-1-like. Lineage: Eukaryota; Metazoa; Chordata; Actinopteri; Characiformes; Acestrorhamphidae. The transcript is spliced from 6 exons. The record is from RefSeq and is a predicted model, not a curated record. Bases 64 to 1011 code for a protein of 315 amino acids.